GGCGGAGCGCGGCCGGGAGCGGGGCCGGGGCCGCUGACAGCCGGUGCCGCGCCGCCGCCCCAGCAUGUACGCCAAGGGCAAGGGCUCCGGCGUGCCCUCGGACGGCCAGGCCCGCGAGAAGUUGGCACUGUAUGUCUACGAGUACCUGCUGCACGUGGGGGCCCAGAAAUCAGCCCAGACCUUCCUGUCGGAGAUCCGAUGGGAGAAGAACAUCACUCUGGGCGAGCCCCCCGGCUUCCUGCACUCCUGGUGGUGCGUCUUCUGGGACCUUUACUGCGCUGCUCCCGACCGCAGGGAGACCUGUGAGCACUCCAGCGAGGCCAAAGCCUUCCAUGACUACAGCGCGGCGGCGGCGCCGAGCCCGGUGAUGGGGACGCUGCCCCCCGGGGACGGGCUGCCGGGGGGGCCCGUGCCGCCGCCGUUCUUCCAGGGACCGGCGGGCUCCCAGCCGUCGCCGCACGCCCAAGCUCCGCCCCACAACCCCGGGCCCCCCAUCCUGGGGCCGCACAGCCAGCCCUUCAUGUCCCCCCGGUACCCCGGCGGCCCCCGGCCCCCGCUCCGGAUGCCCAGCCAGCCCCCCGUGGGUGUCCCCGGCUCGCAGCCGCUGCUGCCCAGCGCCAUGGACGCGGCUGCGCGGGCGCAGGGGCAUCCCGGCAUGGGGGGCCCGAUGCAGCGCAUGAACCCGCCCCGGGGCAUCGCCGGGAUGGGCCAGCCCUACGGCAGCGGGAUGCGCCCCCCCCCCAGCUCUCUGGCCGGCCCUGCCAUGGCCCCCAUGAACAUGGGCGGCCGUGGGCCGUGGCCCAACCCCAACAGCAACUCUAUUGCCUACUCCUCCUCAUCCCCAGGGAACUAUGUGGGCCCUCCUGGGGGCAGUGGCCCCCCCGGCACCCCCAUCCUGCCCAGCCCUGGAGACUCCACUAACUCCAGUGAGAACAUGUACACCAUGAUGAACCCCAUGGGGCCCGCAGGGAACCGGCCCAACUUCCCGAUGGGGCCCGGCCCCGAGGGGCCUCUGGGCAGCAUCAGCGCCAUGGAGCCGCAUCACAUGAACGGAUCCUUAGGCUCCGGGGACAUGGAUGGGCUGCCAAAGAGCUCCCCCAGUAACCUGGGGGCCCUGAGCAACCCCCCCGGCACCCCGCGGGACGAGGCUGAGCUGAGCAGCAGCUUCCUGAACCCCUUCCAGAGCGACAGCUACUCGCCCAGCAUGACCAUGAGCGUGUGACCCCGCAGAGGCCGCCGACAGACGUUAAUUGAUGUUAAUUAACUCCCCGCCCCCCCCCAACCGGGCGGAGAAAGGUUCAUUAGAACUGUCAUGGGACUUAUUCACACCCCCCCCCCUUUACAAACCCCCCUCCCCCCAGAGUGGGGGCAGCCGCUGGGGGGGGCCCUGGCAGGGGGUGGGGGGUUGUUGUGGGGGUGUUUUGCCCCCCCCCGGUGUGGGGAGGGGCAUUUUGGGGAGGGGGGUUCAUGGCAUAUGUGUCCCCCCCCAGCUCAGCACGGGGAGGGGGAUUUUAGGGAGGGGGAUUUUGAUUGGGGGGGGUUGUAUCAUGGCACUGCAACCCCCCCAGGGUGUGCUGCCCAGCUGGGGCACAUGCACUCAACUGCAAUUAGCCACAAUGCUAAUGAGCAAUGACACCCCCCCAGUCCUCCCACCACCCUCCUUCCUGAGCACCCCCCAUCCCAUCUCGGGGGGGUGCCCACAGCUGCCCCCCAGCCCUGCCAAAGCCCCGGGGGGGGGGGGCUUUACCUGCCCUGGGGAGGGGGUUGUGCUGGGAGAGAGGGGGUGUGUGUGGAGAGGGGGGGUUCCCAAGCCAUACCCCCCUGCCCCCCCAGUGCUCUAUAGGGCAGGCCCCAGUGCAGAGAGCAGCCCCCCAGCCCUGGGGGGGGGUCCCUGCCCCUCAGCCCCCCGUCUGUGUGCUCAGACAGCACUGUGACCCCCGGCCCUCCCCACUCCGAGCGCCAGACCGGGGCCCCCCCCCCCCCCCCAGCUCCCCCCCAGGACCAUUUGUAAGACUUUAAUAUGAAGGAAUUUUUGUUUGUGUGGGUUUGGUUUGGUUUUUUUCUCCUCUUUUAUAACAGAAACGACCUCAAACCACCCCCCCCCGCUGCCCCCCCCUCCCCAAAACCACCCCCCUGCUCCCCCCUCCCCUGUACAGCCCCCACCCCAUACAGUAGCACCCAUCCUGGGCCCAGGCAUUCUCUAUAGGGACCCCCCCCUUUUAUUUGUAGCCCCCCAGAGCCCUUAGAGCCCCCCCCCAGUGCUUAUCAAAACGGGGGAACCUCCCCCCCCCAAAAAAACCCAAUAAAAAAGACAAAACUCCAAAAACUACAUUAAAAAGCCCCCAAAAGCCCCCCCAAACCCCCUCAAUAAAUGUAAUUUGACUUUUU
Colius striatus (speckled mousebird) is the source of this 2388-nucleotide messenger RNA. RefSeq names its product single stranded DNA binding protein 4 (gene SSBP4). NCBI's taxonomy places the organism in Eukaryota, Metazoa, Chordata, Aves, Coliiformes, Coliidae. The record is from RefSeq and is a predicted model, not a curated record. Gene Ontology annotation, cellular component: nucleus. Gene Ontology annotation, molecular function: protein binding; single-stranded DNA binding. Gene Ontology annotation, biological process: positive regulation of transcription by RNA polymerase II.